Molecule: messenger RNA, 5276 nt
Organism: Pristis pectinata (smalltooth sawfish)
Lineage: Eukaryota; Metazoa; Chordata; Chondrichthyes; Rhinopristiformes; Pristidae
Gene: zmym2
Product: zinc finger, MYM-type 2
Exons: 25
Coding region: 94-4581 (1495 amino acids)
Molecular function (GO): zinc ion binding
Source: RefSeq, a predicted model, not a curated record
GAAGACUAGCCCGGGACUGGAACGAGUGCGGUCGGUGUAGAUCUCUGGGAAAUCGGCUGAUACUUAAGACAUGAACAUUGAGAAGCUGUAGAUAUGACUUCAGCACCAGAAGACAAUUAUAUUAAUCAACAGAAAUACUUUGGAAUUGGAGGAGUGCAUGGUGACCUUCAUAUGUCAGCUGCAGUUUCAAAUGCAGCCAUGACUUUUGAUGGCUCUCAAAAUUUGAGUAAUCUUCUCAAAGCUAACUCUGAUAACUCCCGGUGGAAACCAGCAGAAGGCAGCAUAACCUGUUCCCAGAAUCAGAAGGAUGGUGAAGACGAUGAUGAUGUUGUUUUCAUUGAACCUUCCUUAUCUACAAAUUGUUCUGCAACCUCACAAUUAAACAAAAGCAAUGUCUCACUCGCAGUGUUUCAAAAUCCAGAAUCCAUAGGAAGUGAAAUGAAUCUAUCACUGCCACCAAUAGGAAAAGAUUUCGUGUCUUCGGUGGAGCCCAUCAUAAUUGAUGAUGAAGAAGAAGGAAAUCCUGAGCUAGGAAAAGUGGGCAGCGUUAGCACAUCUGGAAGAUGUGAUGAAAGAAAUGGAUUUGGUGAACCAACUGAAAUUGAUUUUUCAUCAUCUGACUUGGGCAGUCAAAAAGUUGGUUUACGUAAUAUUGAGGUCCAGUACGUUGAUAAUCAGAGUUUAUUUUGUACUUCAAGUCUGGAGAAUAACAAUUUAAAUUGGGAUGGUAGAACAGGAAUAAAGGAAGUUGAUUUGAAUGAAUGCCAUUCUUUACAUACAACUUUACUUUCAAAUCCCAGGAGAGAGAAUACUUUGUCAACAAAUGGUGGGGAAGCAUUAAAUCAUGGUAUAAGUACUGAGCCUGACUCUGAGAUACAGAUAACCUGUGUCACUACUUUAGAUGCCAGUUCAAAGCCAGUCAUAAGUGAACCACCAACACAGCGUUCUGGGGGGAUGGAUUUAGAUUUAAUGAUUUGCAAUGUAACAUCUCUUCAAGAUCAGAAAUUUGAAGGUGUAGAUGAAGGAGUUCAGAAACAAGCUUUUCAAACUGGCAUGGGAGCUUCUAACUCGGAUAAUAUUAUGGAAGGUGCUGGAGAUGGAUUUCUGAAUGGAGAGUCUGUUCUUUUGACGUCGCAACACAAACUUGGUAACAUGCAAAAUAUUUUACCCAAGACUUCUAUCCGAUCUCAGGAAAUGGCUGAAGAUUCAGAAAGAAAAAGGAGCAACCCUAAGGUAAACAAUGGAACCUCUGAAGAUAUAACAAUGAAUGACAUAAGGAUUAGUGAAGUGUAUGGAUCUUCAAGCCAUCCUGUUAAUGAUUCGUGGUUAUCACUGCCAUCCUCAUUGCCUACAAAUCGUAAACUGAAUGUUUCAGAUUCUGUUGUGCCUAUGGCGCCACUUUCAAAACCAGUCUUCCAGUCCUCUGGACUUCAGCAACAACCUAAGCCAUCUGUGAAAGUCAUUUGUGCUCACUGCAAAAAGCCAUUACAGAAAGGUCAAACGGCAUACCAGAGAAAAGGCUCAUCUUACCUCUUCUGCUCUACUACUUGCUUAUCAUCGUUUUCUCACAAACCAGCUCCAAAGAAACUCUGUACUACUUGCAAAAAAGAGAUAACUAAUAUGAAGGGAACAAUUGUUGCACAAGUAGAUUCCAGUGAAACAUUCCAGGAAUUUUGUAGCACAUCCUGCUUAUCUUUUUAUGAAGAAAGACAAAAAGCUCCUGCACAUACAAGUCACGUUACCCAAGGAAAUUAUGGGAAAUGUACCAUUUGUGGAAAAAUGACUGAGAUUCGGCAUGAAGUGAGCUUUAAAAAUUUUGUCCACAAACUUUGCAGUGAUGGUUGUUUCAACAAAUAUAGACAAGCCAAUGGACUUAUAAUGAAUUGUUGUGAUCAGUGUGGGAUAUACUGUUAUAAUAAAGGAUCUGGAAGCCACUUUCUUUUCCAUGAUGGUCAUCACAAAAGAUUCUGUAGUACUAGAUGUCUCAAUGAUUUUAAACAGAAAAACAGCAAAAUAAUUCCCUGCACAGCAUGCAGAGCUCCAUGUAGAAGCUUUGAUAUGACUCAGAGUGUAGAAUCUGGUGGGAAUAUUGAAACAUACUGUUCAGUUGCAUGCAUGUCCAUGCACAAAUCGAGAUGCCCAAAACCAACAGGUAUGGGAUCUUGCCCCUUUUGUAAAAGAAGUGCUUUACCUCAAUAUCAAGCCACGAUGCCUGAUGGAAAACUAUACAACUUCUGCAGCUCUAGCUGCGUUGCUAAAUUUCAGUCCUACAGUGCACAGACAGCUACAAAUGGUCAGGUCAUAACAAAUGAAGUGCAGCUGAAAUGUAUCUACUGCAAGAAUGGAUUCAGUGCUAAGCCAGAACUAUUGGAAUGGGAGAAUAACGUAUUUCAGUUCUGCAGCAAAAUGUGCUGUGAGGAUUACAAGAAGCUGCAUUGUGUAGUGUCAUACUGUGAAUACUGUCAGGAAGAGAAAACUGUAUAUGAAACUGUGAAGUUCUCAGGAGUAAAGAAAACAUUCUGUAGUGAAGGCUGUAAGCUUCUAUACAAGCAAGACUUCGCAAAACGUUUGGGUCUGCGCUGCGUUACCUGCAGUUAUUGCUCACAGAUGUGUAAGCGAGCUGCAGCUAAAGAAAUUGAUGGAAAAGCAAGGGAUUUUUGUAGUGAUGACUGUUGCAAAAGAUUUAUAGACUGGUACUUUAAGGCUGCAAGAUGUGACUGCUGUAAAGCUCAGAGAGAGCUGUGUGAAACAGUUCAGUGGCGGGGAGAAAUGAAGCAUUUUUGUAAUCAGCAAUGCCUUCUGCAAUUUUAUAGUCAGCAGAAUGAACCUAACAUGUUUACACAAAAAGGUCCUGAGAACAUGAAUGUGGUUUCAGAUCAAACUGUUCAGACCCAAGUUUUUAAAGUUUCAGCUUCUAAUCAGACAUUGACACCUUCACCAACACCUGUAAAGGAGCUGAAAAAUAAAGCAUUGCUGUGCAAACCUUUGACCCAAACAAAGGCCACUUACUGUAAACCUCAUAUGCAGUCAAAAUCCUGUCAAACAGAGGAUGAUUGGAAGCCUCAAUUGGUUCCUGUACCUAUCCCUGUGCCAGUCUAUAUCCCAGUGCCUAUGCACAUGUAUUGUAACAACUAUCCAGUACCAAUUUCUAUGCCUAUUCCGGUACCUGUUCCAGUAUUUCUACCUACUACCCUAGAGAAUGCUGAGAAGAUAGUCGAAACAAUAGAGGAUCUAAAGAGGAAGGUACCUUCAAACCCCAUUGAAGCCGACAUACUUGCUAUGGCAGAAAUGAUUGCUGAAGCAGAAAGGAAUCCUGUAUCCAUGGAACUUUGUGGUAUUGACAACGAUGAGAAUGGUGAAAGUUUCUUGGAUGUUUUUGGGACCAUUAAAGAUGAUCUGGAAGAGCAACCCAAUAUGCCUGGUAAUCAAUAUGAACUUGGACUGGACCUAGAGAUUGAUUUUCCAAGAACUGCAGAAGAGUUGGAUACUGAGGGUGAUUAUCUGUUACCUCCAGUUUUUGGGGAAGAAUAUGAAGAGCAACCCAGACCUCAAUCUAGAAGAAAGGGUACAAAGCAAAAGGCACUUUCUGAUAAUCAUUCCCAAGAUGGCAGCAUCUCCACUCCUGAGAUUGGAUUCACAUUAAGUUAUAUUUAUGGUAUAAAUGCAUGGAAGCAUUGGGCUCUAACCAAGAAAGUCAAGAGUGAAGAUACAGUCAAAGUAGAUGGAUAUAACUCUGCUUUAUUGGCAAAGUCAACACAGUUUAAAGAGGACUUAUUGUCAUGUACAGCAGCAGAACUUGAUAGUGGAUUGGCUGAGUUUGUAAAGGAAGUUCGAAGGCCAAAUGGAGAACGCUAUGCACCUGAUAGUCUAUAUUAUCUAUGUCUUGGAAUUCAACAGUACCUCUAUGAAAAUAAUAGGAAUGAAAACAUAUUUAGUGACCCCUGUUACCAAGCCUUUAAUGAAGAAUUCAACACAAUCUUGAGAAGUUGGCGACCAAGCAUACUGCCAAACGGAUCAAUAUUUUCACGAGUUGAAGAGGAUUAUCUAUGGAACAGCAAGCAGCUUGGGCCACAAUCACCAUUUGUACUUCUUAAUACUUUGCUCUAUUUUAACACUAAACACUUUGGAUUAAGGACCAUUGAGCAGCAUUUGAGACUUUCCUUUGGAAAUGUUGUCAAGAAAUGGAAUAAAAACUCUGACAAUACAGUAUGCAUUCGAUAUGAGGUACCUGCUUUGUGUACAAAUGACAAUCAAGACAAAAUUACACCAGGAAAGCGAAAACGCGAGGAGGAUGAACUUAUAUUUGAACAAAGAGAAAACGCAGCUAAUCCAUCAAGAUGUCCUGUAAAAAUGUUUGAGUGCUACCUCUCAAAGUGCCCUCCAAAUCUACAACAGAGAACCGACCUCUUUUAUCUACAGCCAGAACACUCCAGUGCCCCUGAUGGCCCGAUUUGGUUCUCCAAUAUCCCUUUGGACCGUAACGUCUUAGAAAAUAUGCUUGUACGGAUUCUUGUGAUAAAGGACAUAUAUGAAGAAAAUGAAAGGGACAAUUCUGAAGUAGAUGAAGAUGAUGUUGAUUGAAAUUUCCCAUACAAUAGUGACACUGCAGUUGGGCAAAGAAUCAUGACAGUGUAUUGUCAGGCCACUAGAAUUUAAUACAGGAAAACAAUGAUGUGGAUUUCCUGGAACAACCCUCUAUAAUUGAGUUUUGUAGCAAUAUACCCAGAUGGGUAUUAUGUAAAUAACCCUAAAUGAGAGGAGAAUAGCAGAUGUUAGCAGUCUCCUUAGUGACUUUUAGGAUAUGUAUACUUCAAAACAACUGCUCUCUCAAGUUUUUUUUUUAAUUAUUUAUUGAAUUGGUUUGUUGUCAGAAUGUCAGAAAGCAUUUCCAUUUGUAACUUUUUACAUUACAAACUAAGGAUCUCAAAUGUGUUGUGUAAUUUUUUUUCUGAAUUUUAAGAAAUUUGCAUUAAAACAAACUACAGUGUUUUGGAAUUUCCCUUAAUAAGGAAGGGAUGGUUUUAAUGGGUGCUAUCUCCACCAGAUAGGUUUGCAUCUACGUAAUUAAUAUAGUCUUAGCACUAUAAAUCAAUUUAGAGCUAGCCUCCUGAUGGUUGUCCUUUCACAAAUGUACCAGUUGGUGGAGUUUUCACCACAGAUUCUGUAAGCAUUAAUUAUUUGUUACGCUGAUGGAUGGUGCAGUCUAUUUUAAUUCUCUGUAAAAUAACUGCUUUUAUGGAAAGAAGUCCUGAAAUAAAGAAUUAAGAGGAUUACUG